This is a messenger RNA of Labrus mixtus (cuckoo wrasse), 4847 nucleotides long. It is a transcript of the gene slc12a9, whose product is annotated as solute carrier family 12 member 9. The record is from RefSeq and is a predicted model, not a curated record. Gene Ontology annotation, cellular component: membrane. The transcript has 13 exons. Bases 949 to 3663 code for a protein of 904 amino acids. Gene Ontology annotation, molecular function: potassium:chloride symporter activity. NCBI's taxonomy places the organism in Eukaryota, Metazoa, Chordata, Actinopteri, Labriformes, Labridae. Gene Ontology annotation, biological process: chloride transmembrane transport; potassium ion homeostasis; cell volume homeostasis.
CUUAUAGGUCAGUAGAGCGGGCAUUUCUUCCUUCAAACUGAUCUCUUUUCCAAACAUAAAUAUCUAAGUUAGUUUGUUCUGCACAAGUUACCUUGGCAGUCUACCCCGGUAAGAAGUGAACUACUGUACCUCUGAGUCCUGAAAACCCAGAGUUAAUCCUGAAGUUACCUCCACAGCCGAAAAUCUUUAUUGCAGGCUUGUGUUGAACCUGAGUGCUGCUGAACUGGUUUUACGUCAUACCUGUACGGAGCAAAAAAAUAAUUUGACAAAGAAAAAGGUUGCACAUGUUCAUUGAUCGAGUCCAAAUCUCAAACUAUGUUCAGAUUCCCCUUUUUUUCGAUUCAAAUACUUGUGUGUGCCCCGAAGCCUUGCAACGCUUUGAAGUAAACAAUGUGUUUACGUGAGGCUCCAGGCGUUCACAUAGCGGUGCAGGACAUGCGCUGCUGUGCACAUGAUGCUCUCCAGUGAGGAGAGGAUAAAAGUAUGAGAACUCACUGAAACAGAAGGCCAAAGCGAGAGUUUGUGACGUCUCGAUACAAUACGUUAGCUUUGAAAAGUAAAACAUCUUUAAAACUUAACACAAACAUGUCAUCAAUAAGUGAACCUGGUUUGUCUCUGGAAGAAUGGAAAGUGUUAUAGAAAGCACAAAAUGGGCAAAAAAAACCUGACUUAUUAGUGGACUUUGAGCAGUGCAUGUCUUAACCUUUACCUUCAAGGUUUUUCACUUAUUAACCGUAAUACGUCUGGUGGAAAAAAAGUGAAUUAAGCAAUGUAUUUUUCCUGUUUGGCUUAAGGAUGGAACGCUCUUUCUCUGGCAGCGAAAGCCUUUAAAAUGCAGACUUCUAUACUGCUAAUGAACUGUUGGCUCUACAGUAGAGAUUAGUCUGAUGUCUCUUUCUGUCCUCGUUUGUUUUGUGUCUCGCAGGGCAAUCAGACUCUUUACCAGCCAUGUUGAACGAACGCAGCCCCCUGAUCCCCUCAGGGGUCUGCGGUUUGACCGUCGCCGCGGCAGCAGCAUGCGGCGCAAAGGCAGACUCUUCCCCGGACUCUGGCACCGACACGCCCACCAAAGACCCCCGGCAACUGGACACUUUUUUUGGCGUGAUGGUGCCGACCAUCCUCUCCAUGUUCAGCAUUAUUCUGUUUCUGAGAAUGGGGUUUGUGGUGGGUCAUGCGGGGCUGUUACAGGGACUCUUAAUGGUGUUUGUAGCCUACACCAUUAUAUCCCUUACAAUAUUGUCCAUCUGCGCCAUUUCCACCAAUGGUGCUGUGCAGGGCGGUGGUGCCUACUACAUGAUAAGUCGCUCUCUGGGCCCGGAGUUUGGAGGAAGCAUUGGUUUGAUGUUCUUCUUAGCCAAAGUAUGUGCAUGUGGAGAAUACGUUCUUGGACUUGUUGAGGCCAUCCUCGAUGUCUUUGGGAGAAAUCCUGACACACAUCUGGGUGAGGGGUUCCGCGUGCUCCCUCAUGGUUACUGGUACACGGUGCUGUACUCAUCGGUAGUCCUUCUGCUGUGCCUGAUCGUUUGUCUCGUGGGCGCCCACAUCUACUCCCGCACCGCUUUCGUCAUCCUGCUGGUGGUCACCGCAUCCUUGCUGUCCAUCUUCAUCAGUUCUGUGGCGGUCAAACCGUUCGAUUUUAUCAUAAGCCACGCGGGACCUGGUAACCAGUCCACCCAGUUCAACGCCAGCUACACAGGCUUCAGCUCUACCACUUUGAGAAGAAACCUGAACUCCGAUUACUCGUUGGACUACAGCACCAACACCGUCAUGUCCUUUGCCACCGUGUUUGCCGUCUUUUUCACCAGCUGCACUGGGAUAAUGGCUGGAGCCAACAUGUCAGGGGAGCUGAAGAAUCCAAGUGUUGCCAUCCCUAAAGGCACCAUCUCAGCAGUGUUUUACACAUUCACGGUCUAUGUCCUCCUCCUCCUCAUGGUCAGCGCCACCUGUGACAGGACCCUGUUGAUUCAGGAUUAUGGGUUCUUGCAGAAAAUAAACGUCUGGCCACCAUUAGUCACCAUCGGGAUAUACUGCGCUUCACUGUCAGCUGCCAUGUGUUCUUUAAUCGGAGCGUCCCGUAUCCUUCAUGCACUCGCUGUGGAUCACCUAUUCGGUUUGCCGUUAGCGCCCGCCGCCAUCACGUCAAGCUCGGGGAACCCAUGGGUGGCUGUGCUGUACACCUGGGGCCUGGCACAAUGUGUAGUGUUCGCAGGCGAGCUCAACUCGGUAGCAGCCUUGGUGACUGUUUUUUACUUGCUUGCCUACGCUGCCGUCGACCUGGCCUGUUUGGCUCUGGAAUGGGCAUCUGCACCAAAUUUCAGGCCGACCUUCCAACUCUUCUCCUGGCACACUUGCCUUCUGGGGAUCCUGAGUUGUUUGGUGAUGAUGUUCGUCAUCAACCCCGUUUAUUCCUCGGGCAGCAUAGUCCUCCUGCUGGUGCUGCUGCUUUUCCUCCACUACAGAUCACCCACCAGCAGCUGGGGCUACAUCAGCCAGGCUCUCAUUUUCCAUCAGGUGCGUAAGUAUCUGUUGAUGCUGGACGUGAGGAAAGACCACGUGAAGUUCUGGAGGCCGCAGGUGCUGUUAAUGGUGGCCAACCCUCGCUCUUCCUGUCAGCUCAUCCUGUUUGUCAACCAGCUGAAGAAGGGAGGACUGUUCGUGUUGGGCCACGUGCAGCUGGGAGAUCUGGACACCGUGCCUACAGACCCGGUCCAGCAGCAGUACAACUUCUGGUUGAGCCUGGUUGAUAAACUGGAUGUGAAGGCCUUCGUGGACCUCUCGCUGUCCCCCUCUGUCAGACAGGGAACACAGCAUCUACUGCGAAUCACAGGCCUCGGUGGCAUGAAGCCCAACACCCUGAUUUUGGGUUUCUAUGACAGCUGCACUCCGGACGACUUCUUCCUGCAGGACACGGCCUUCUGCAACUCUUCCAUGGGACAAGGGAGCGAGGGCGAGUAUAAUUUCGGGGUCGACCUGCCGUCUUUGCAAGCCCACUUCCCCCCGGUCCGACACGUUGAGAGCCCGCGCUCGCUGUCUCCCGAGGAGUACGUAGGGAUCAUCUCCGACGCCUUAAAAAUGGGCAAGAAUGCGUGCCUUGCCCGCUAUUUCUUCCAGUUGGAGGGAGAGGAUAAAGAUAGCAAGGUAGAUGGCUCGGAGCGGACUAUCGACGUGUGGCCUCUCAACCUGCUCCAGCCGGGCAGCCGUGAUUACGAGGACGUGUGCAGCCUCUUCCUGCUGCAGAUGGCCUGCGUGCUCAACAUGUCUCACAAGUGGCGCCGCGCGAGGAUGAGAAUCUUUCUGAACGUGGAGACCGAGUCCAACGACCAGGGCUGGGUGGUGAACGAGGAGGCGUUCAGAGAGCUGCUGAGGAAGCUGAGGAUCAGGGCGUCGAUAAAGAUCGUGCCGUGGGACACUGUGGUGCAGCAUCACAUCGAGCCGGUCGAAGAACCGAAACACGUUCUGUCGGAGGACUUCCUGUCCGCGGUGAACUGCAUGCUGCUGGAGCACAGCUCACAGGCCGCCGUCCGCUUCCUGUAUCUGCCUCGGCCUCCUGCUCAGCGUGGCCACUCGCAGCAGUAUUUGGCUCACUUGGAAGCAGUCACUAAUAACCUGGGGCCAACGCUGCUGAUCCACGGCGUCACCCCGGUCACAUACACAGGACUGUGAGCAUGAGCAGUCCUCACUUCUCAUCUCAUUCGAUAAUGUACACGAAGCAGCAGCUUAUCUGUCCACUUAUUUUAGCACUAUAAGAACUCUUCAUGUAAAAUUGACACAAAACUGAAUGAAACUCGGAGGUUGGGGGGGUAGGUAUGAUGUUUUACAGAAGCGCAGGAAAGGACCACACUUGAAUGCAUUUUAAACGUUAAACACCACUCGACAACACUUCCCACUUUUUGCGCUCAGUGAGGAUAGUUUCAAAUACUUGAAAAAUGGCUUUGCGAUUAAGCCAAGAAACGGGGCAAUAUGUGUGUCUGCCUGAUUUUAGUAAAUAUAAUAUCUUGUUGUCAUUAACUGUAGUACUGUCCUUAAACACAAGACAGUAAUGUGUCAAAGACUUUCGAACAAAAACAAUUUGUUUGAGCAUUACAGAUGAAGACAAAUAGAGUUGUCUGUAUAUAAUUGCAGGGAUGAAAUGAUGAAUUUGUAGAGUUUAUGUUACUUACCAUGAGAGCGUCUGACCUGGUUCACUUUCUCAAUGUAGCAGUGUUACCGGUAAUCGUGUUUUUUUUUAAACUCCUAGGGUUUAUUUUCUGCUUGCUUCUAAAUGUUCACACUUCUGCUGGUGUCUGCAGGACCAAUGAUGCAAAGACAUUUACUGUAUUAAUUACUGAUUUUAGUUUUGAAGCACCUGUGCAAACGCUCGUCCUGGUCACGUGUAAGCUCUUCAGUUUAGUUCACCUGAGCUCAAAAUAAUAAACACUGUUGUAUGUCCUAACUUAAGAAAACACACAUUUGUGAACAAUAAUGCAGACUGUCUAUAAUGCACAUAAUAACGCAGAUUGUCUAUAAUGCACAUAAUAACGCAGAUUGUCUAUAAUACAUCAGAUAAGAGGUGUAGUCAUGGUUACUGUAAAAGCCUCAGUCAGGACUUGGACCAAUGAUGAUUCAGACCAAAUGAAGAACGAUGCCAGAGCUUGUUUUACUCGAUUAAUUCACUACACAUACAAAAAAUGCACCAAAUAUUGUACCGCCCUCUUGUCAUGUUUCACUUGGACUUUUAAUAAAAACACAAAUAGUUGCUAAGAAAGCAAUCUGCCGCUUUGGCACGUUCCACAAUGAGAGAGCCUUAAAGGACGGACAUUUGUUACUGAAGAUGUACAUAAUAAAGGGCUGUUUGUCAAAGGAGUAAA